ACCGCACAGACAUGCGCGGUACAGGCUUACUUCCGGGCGCUGGUUUCACUGUUUAGGUUGUCUGGCGGUAUGGUUUCCUGUCACCAGAACCGUAAGAUUGAUACAGUUUUGUGUUUCCUGUCUUGUUAAACAUGCAUGUUUAUGAUUAGGUCCACGGGGUGUGGGACCAGCUGGCGUGUUCCAAUGUCUGCAUUCAGAGAGUUCCCGACCUUAGCAGGUGCUGAACAGGAUAGAAGGGUGUGUGUGCGCGCAUGCAUGUGAGUGUGUGAUGACUGAGAACAUCCCAGGAGGUGACUGGUGAUGAUGUCAUGUCUUCCGUGAUAUGGACCCUCACUCUUCUGACCCUGGCCUCUUCAGGCCUGUGCGAGAUUCCUGCUCCUGUGAACCUCUCCAUCUCCUCACAUCACUUCAUCCACCUCCUGACAUGGGAGCCAGGCCCUGGGUCACCUGUCAAUCUGAGCUACACUGUGGACGUGCACUCUCUGCGGAAGGCGAUCUGGCUAAAUGUAUCCGGAUGCGAGGAGGUGGUCUCCCCACUGGUGUGUAACCUGACAGGAGCCUUGCCUGACCUCACGGAUCAAUAUUACCCCCGCGUUCAGGCCAAACUGGGAAACCAGAGCUCGGCACCAACCAUCAGAAAAGCCUUCAUUCCCAUGGAGCACACGGAUCUGGACCCUCCCUCGGUGUCCAUCAGCGUCUGCAGACAUUCCCUGUGCGUGGGUCUGAGUCCGCCAUCCAGUCAGCUGCGCCAGGUCUACACAUCGCUGAGCUACUACCUGACGGUCAGCAGCGGCGAGGAUGGAGCACAGUACACCUUGCUCACCAAAGGCCUGGUUGGUGAGAAGAUCGAAUACUUUGAACCAUGCAGGAAGUACUGUAUCACGGCAAAAAUUGUGACCAGGAAGCCAGCCAGCAGCCAGCCUCAGUGCAUUGUGGUUCCGUACUCCACAGGCCUGUGCGAGAUUCCUGCUCCUGUGAACCUCUCCAUCUCCUCACAUAACUUCAUCCACCUCCUGACAUGGGAGCCAGGCCCUGGGUCACCUGUCAAUCUGAGCUACACUGUGGACGUGCACUCUCUGCGGAAGGCGAUCUGGCUAAAUGUAUCCGGAUGCGAGGAGGUGGUCUCCCCACUGGUGUGUAACCUGACAGGAGCCUUGCCUGACCUCACGGAUCAAUAUUACCCCCGCGUUCAGGCCAAACUGGGAAACCAGAGCUCGGCACCAACCAUCAGAAAAGCCUUCAUUCCCAUGGAGCACACGGAUCUGGACCCUCCCUCGGUGUCCAUCAGCGUCUGCAGACAUUCCCUGUGCGUGGGUCUGAGUCCUCCAUCCAGUCAGCUGCGCCAGGUCUACACAUCGCUGAGCUACUACCUGACGGUCAGCAGCGGCGAGGAUGGAGCACAGUACACCUUGCUCACCAAAGGCCUGGUUGGUGAGAAGAUCGAAUACUUUGAACCAUGCAGGAAGUACUGUAUCACGGCAAAAAUUGUGACCAGGAAGCCAGCCAGCAGCCAGCCUCAGUGCAUUGUGGUUCCGUACUCCACAGGCCUGUGCGAGAUUCCUGCUCCUGUGAACCUCUCCAUCUCCUCACAUAACUUCAUCCACCUCCUGACAUGGGAGCCAGGCCCUGGGUCACCUGUCAAUCUGAGCUACACUGUGGACGUGCACGCUCUGUGGAAGGCGAUCUGGCUAAAUGUAUCCGGAUGCGAGGAGGUGGUCUCCCCACUGGUGUGUAACCUGACAGGAGCCUUGCCUGACCUCACGGAUCAAUAUUUCCCCCGCGUUCAGGCCAAACUGGGAAACCAGAGCUCGGCACCAACCACCAGAAAAGCCUUCAUUCCCAUGGAGCACACGGAUCUGGACCCUCCCUCGGUGUCCAUCAGCGUCUGCAGACAUUCCCUGUGCGUGGGUCUGAGUCCGCCAUCCAGUCAGCUGCGCCAGGUCUACACAUCGCUGAGCUACAACCUGACGGUCAGCAGCGGCGAGGAUGGAGCACAGUACACCUUGCUCACCAAAGGCCUGGUUGGUGAGAAGAUCGAAUACUUUGAACCAGGCAGGAAGUACUGUAUCACGGCAAAAAUUGUGAACAGGAAGCCAGCCAGCAGCCAGCCUCAGUGCAUUGUGGUUCCGUACUCCACAGACAGGGAGAUUUCAAUAGUGCUGUGCAUGCUGGUGAUUGUAGUUCUCGUGGUGAUGCUCCUCCUGUUCCGCACUGGAUUCGUCUGCUUACGAGCCACCCUCCCAGAAUCUCUGGUUUUGGUGCAGCCUCAGGAUGUGCACCUGCUUCCUUCGGCUUACGACCCGAUCACGUGUUCCCUGCUGCUCGAGGAGGGCGUGGCUGGGGGCCAGACGCGCGAGGGCGGGAGGUACAGCGCCUGCGAGGAGGGGGAGGAGGAGGCCGAGGAGGUCGAAUCGCAGGGAACCGGCGGCGCGGGCUACGAGGGGAGACCCGGGAGGCCCAAUGGGAUCUCUUCCUCGGGCGGCUCCGCCCCUGGCGCCCCCCCCCUCGCGGACGGUCGCUUCCCGCUGUCCAAACCCGCGGGCUGCCGCGACGCCUCUCUGACGGGGACGCACGGUCAGGACUCUUCCGGGUCUGUGACCGACAGGGGACCGCCUCUUUCGUCUUUGACUUUGACUUUGACCGGAGGAGGAUACGAUACCGCCGGGGACGACGGCGGUAUCGUAGGCGCCCUUGAGGAGGCCGAAGGCCGCCCCGCCGCGGAACUGCCGUGGGGCGAGCGGGCGGAGGAGGAGGAGGAGGAGGAGGAGGAGGAGGAGGAGGAGGAGGAGGAGGGGGAGGGGGAGGGGGAGGGGGGGAGUGGCCUGAAUGUGAACCUGUUGUCCGUGUUGUUGGCUGGGCAAGAGGAGGAGGAGGAGGAGGGGGCAGAGGUGGAGCAGGAGGAGGAGGAGGAGGAUGACAUUGUGAACGAACACAAGCCGCUCCUCCUUGGAGUGUCCUCUGAUCCCCUCCCUGUCCUCCCCUUGUCUGCUGCAGUCACAGAACCCCCCCACACACAAGCCUGUACCAUCUAUUUAGAAGAGGAGGAGGAGGAGGAGGAGGAAGAUGAUGGUGAAGAGUGCUCUGGGUACAUGAGACGUGCUAAUUGGCCUCAGCCAGCACAGCUCAGCGCAGGGCGACGGUGCUCAGGCUUCAUCCUGCACUCCGCUCUUUACCUGUGCACCUGCGCCCGCGGGGUCAUGGCGCCUCCUCACCUCACCGUGCUCCUCCUGCUGCUCCUACCUGUGGUGCAGUGCACCCUCCUGGCACCUCUCAAUGUCACCAUUGUAUCCUUCAACCUCGAGCACAUUCUGCACUGGCUCCCAGCACCAGGGACGCCCGGCACAGCGCACUUCAGAGUGCACUUCUUGCACCUGAGUGAAGUGUCAUGGAAGCCUGUCCCCUGGUGUUUGAAAGUGGACGCAGAGACCUUGUCAUGUGAUGUGACGGACUCCUUCGUGGACUCCACCAGCUUCUACUUGGCCCGUGUGCAGGCCUUCGGCUCGGCUCGGAGAUCCAACUGGACCCUCUCCGCCCAUUUCAACCCCAUACUGGACACUGUCCUGGGACCGCCCCAGGUGUCGGUUUCAGGUUGCGGGAGCUGCCUGCGCCUGCAGAUCGCACCCCCCACAGGCAGGGGACCGCAGCACCUUCUGUCUCGCCACCUGCUCUCCGAGUUCACUUGCUGGGUGCGCAGGAGUGGGGACCACACCCAGUUCAGCCUGAGGGUUUUCUCGGAGGAGUUUCUGGUGGAGCACCUGGAGCCAGGCGUGGAGUACUGCGUCACCGCCGUCGUGACGGUGAACUUCAACACCCGUGCCGAGCCGUCUGAGCCACAGUGUGCCUACACCAGCCCCCCACCCAUCGACACAGCCACUAUCCUGCUGAUUGCAUUGUGUGUGGCCUGCCUCCUGGGGGUGCUGUUCUGUGGCUUCUUCCUCUCCAGCAGGAGUGCACUCUCUCUCCCAAAAACUCUGCCUCAGAUACUGCUGUCCAUACCGUCCUUAGUACAGAACCCUCGAACGGCUGCCCCAGAGCACUUCUCCCUGGUCACCAUCCUCCCGCUAGAGCCCAAAAACUGCCCCUCUGCCUGGGCCAAACUGGGCCCCAAUGCAGAUCAGGAGGAAGAGGAGGAGGAGGAUGAUGAUGAUAAUGAUGAAAAGGAAGGUUAUGGACAUAUGGUCUGGGAGGCCAGCUCAGAGCCCUGCAAUGAUGGCCUGUUGGAUCCACAGUGCUCUCAAUUGGAGAAGUGACUCACCUGUUAUUUUGUUGUUGUUGCUGCUGCUGCUGUUGCUGUUGUGAUUUUCCCUUUCCCUUUGUGUGCUUUUCACUUUCCUUUUCAAAUAAGACAUUCUCUUGGUCAGCUAUGCACGUUUUUUUUCCAUUUAAAAAAUCUUAAACUGCCGCAUUGUUUUUUUUCAGUAUGCUAUACAGCAGCGCUGUAAAUACAAUAUUUGAUAUUUGUUGUAACAGCCGAUUUGACUUCGGUUGUUAAAACAGUGUGUAGUACAAUGAAAAACUGAAAAUACAUUUUUUUUAUUUACA
Anguilla rostrata (American eel) is the source of this 4542-nucleotide messenger RNA. RefSeq lists its product as uncharacterized. Gene Ontology annotation, molecular function: protein binding; cytokine receptor activity. The record is from RefSeq and is a predicted model, not a curated record. Lineage: Eukaryota; Metazoa; Chordata; Actinopteri; Anguilliformes; Anguillidae. Gene Ontology annotation, cellular component: plasma membrane. Bases 309 to 4250 code for a protein of 1313 amino acids. Gene Ontology annotation, biological process: cytokine-mediated signaling pathway. The transcript has 23 exons.